This is a messenger RNA of Soboliphyme baturini, 252 nucleotides long. Lineage: Eukaryota; Metazoa; Nematoda; Enoplea; Dioctophymatida; Soboliphymatidae. The record is from the annotation of a GenBank genome assembly.
AUGAAGCGACAUCAAGACGGACACAGAGACAGAAACAAGGACCGACGCGCCGUCGUCGUCGUCGCCUGCAACAGCUGCCUCGGUUCGUCGUCCCCUAAGUUGACGGACGGACGGACGGACGGACGGACGGACAGACGGACAGCCAGUGCCUGGCUGGUCCUGACUUCGGCUCCGUUAAUCGGGUCUCAGCUGUGGCUGUGCGUUGGACAAGGGCAAAGAAACACCAUCGAAAACAGGCCCUUCGUUAGCUGA